Molecule: messenger RNA, 1939 nt
Organism: Platichthys flesus (European flounder)
Lineage: Eukaryota; Metazoa; Chordata; Actinopteri; Pleuronectiformes; Pleuronectidae
Product: proline-rich protein 36-like
Exons: 6
Coding region: 84-1718 (544 amino acids)
Source: RefSeq, a predicted model, not a curated record
ACACAGUGCCCCCCUUAGUGAUAAGCUUAUCAACAGUUUAACACACAGCACAUGCGUAAAGUGCACUCAUCAUCAGAGGUGGGAUGCCUUUUAGAAACGAUAUGCUUUUCUUCAUAGUGACGGCGACUCUAGCGUCUCUGAACGGUUUGAAUGGACAAGCUGUUGAUUCAGGAGCUCUGCCUGUGUUACAAGGCAGACUUCACUUCCGGAGUGUGGUGUCUGAUGAUGGACAACAUGGAUCUGCACUCCCAACUCGAUACGGAUCCCUCACCUUCAUGUCUGAUAAAGGGGGUGAUGAAAAGUUGGCUCCUGUGUCGCACAGUUUGAUGGCUGCAAAACUCAAGCAUCUGGAUCCAUCAGUACAAUGCAGCGACAACUUGAUGACUCUGAGGGUCAAACGGAGGGGAGCUCCUCACGUUCUUGUGAAUAGUGGUGUGGGACCUCUUACCCCUCUGUCUCGAAUGCCCUCCAGCUGUGGCUCCUCUGUGAAGAGGUCCCGCAGGGAUGUGGCUUUUGCCGCACCCUACCAAGGCUGCCAUGUCAGCCAACAGGGGGGAGACUAUGUACUACCACUGCGUUUAUGGGGGAAACCCAUGGCCAUGUCUUGCCCUGCUGUGCUACCACCACCUUCUGUUUCCUGCUUCCCAACUGGAAUGGUGGUGAAGUUUGGGGGUAUUGCAGCAAAUGAUCUCAAAGUAAAAGUUUCUGGUGCAUGGGUGUAUCUGUCCUCAGUCUGUGGCAGUUGUGGAAUUGCUGUCGACUCAUUAGCUGGAGAAUUGACACUCACUGCACCCUACAACCGAGGCCUUUGCAUAGAGAACAAGGAUGAGGAGUAUUUCCUUUCUCUUCUGUUGUUGGAUGUUGAGCUCUUAGUCACAUGCCCCUCAUUACCUGAAAUUAAACCGACCACAUCAACAGCCUCACCCCCUAGUGACAGUAGUCCAGUCUUGCAGUUCCCUCAUUUCCAUCAGUUUCCUCAGUACCCUCAGUUUCCUAUGUUUCCACACUACCCAGCGCUUCCUGUGCCCACUCCUUCAGCACACACCCCUGCUCCUACCCCGAGUACAGUGGCACCACCAUCCCAGUGGCUGCAGUUUCCUUCAGAUCCUGCACACUAUCCAAAGUGGCCUCAGUAUAACUUCUUUCCUGGACCUGUACCACCAACACAGUCUACUCCUGAUAAAACCCCUGCUGCUACUCCUGAGUCUGAGUUAACUCAGAUGCCACAUUCUCAAUAUGAUUGGAAGCCUGAUCCCCAGCUGCCUCCGUUCCCACUGCCACCUCAGUAUCACUUCCUGCCAUACCCUAAACUCCCAGAGCCUCAAGGAGGCCAGCACCAGACGUUUCCAAAUCCCAAACCUGUGAUCCAGCAGCCCAAACCCCAACCUCUGCAUCCUCAGAUCUACCAGGUUCCUGUGUUGUAUCCUCCACCAAGGUACCCCCCUCAAAGACCAACUACUCCAUCUCCAACUGCUGCUCCUACCACUGCGCAAGCCACCACCCUAAAGCCUGCUGAUCAAAAGCCUUUUGAUGCUCCACACCCUUAUAUGCAAUAUUAUUUGCCUCAGCAGGCUCCAAUACCUGUAUUUCUUGAUCCUGCAACCACGCCUCAUACAAACCCAGCUCCAUUUGAUCAGCAAGGACAGCAACCUGUGCACUAUGCCGUUCCUCCAUAUUACUUUUUCCCUCCUCACCAGAGACCACCAAAAACUGAAUAGUCUGCUGAUGACUCCCUAUAGCAUCACUGACUCACAAAUUGAGGAAUCUCAUAGAUUCGGCUAGUAAAACUGGAACAAACACUCUCCAAGGAUCCUUUCCUACCUGAAGGAAAUCAAUCGCUAAAUGGUUACAGGGCUAGCAACUUGAAAAUCUUGUCAUGCAUUUAGCAAGAGGGAUUCAAAAUGUAUAUUUUCUCAACCAGAAUUAAAAGAAAAAUUGA